AUGAGUUCUACUGAUCCAAUCCUAGUGCUAGAUUUUGGAUCUGGUUUUGUUAAAGCUGGUUUUGCUGGCAACGAUUCGCCAUCUCUUGUAUUUCCAACAGUUGUCGGCAAUCUGAGACACGCAAAACUCGGUCCAUCAAACUCAAACGAUCCUCUGAUCGGUGAAUCAGCACUUUCUGGUGCAAAUGUUACAGUAAAAAGACCAAUCGUUCGUUCUGAAAUUCAAUCACCAGAAGAUUUCUAUUCAAUUGUUAAUUAUAUUUUCCAAACACUCGAAAUUAAAGGAGAAAAUAAUCACAUCUUGAUUUCAAGACCAUCUGGAGCUAGUACUCAACAGCUUGAGUUAAUUACAGAAUACUUUAUCGAAACAUUCCACGUUCCAUCAAUUGCUUUUAUUUCUUCAGCAGCUUUAUCACUUCUUUCGACAGGAAGAGCUACAGGUGUUGUUGCUGAGUGUGGGUAUAGCAUCACAAACGUUGUUCCUAUUUUCGAAUUCUUUGGAUUAGAACAUGCAAGAAUUACAGCAAAUCUUGGUGGUCAAGAUGUUGAUUUAUAUCUCAAAUCAUUACUUAAAAAGAUUGGUAUGGGUGAAGCAGACAAUAAUGCAGUUAACGAAGUUAAAGAACAAUUAUGUUACGUAAAAGCAUCAAGUACAGCGAAUAACCAACCAGCACCUUACGAACUUCCAAGUGGUACUCGUCUUACAAUCGGAGAUGAGCGCUUCUUAGGCCCAGAAGUCUUAUUUGAUCCAUCAUUGAAUUCAAUUGACGCUCUUGGUAUUAGCAAAGCAUUAGAAGUUUCCAUUGGAAGAUGCGAUGAGUUCCUUAAGACAGAUUUACUACAGAAUGUUGUUAUUAGCGGUGGAUCCACGAUGUUCCCUGGAAUUGCAGAUAGAAUACAAGAAGAUCUUACUGGAUCUCUCAAGAAGGCAGUGAAUAUUAUCGCUGCGCCAGAAAGAAAACACGGAGCUUGGGUUGGAGGUUCAAUUUUCGCUACAACACCGGUAUUUGAGCAAUUCCAGAUUAAGAAGGCUGAGUGGGAGACCCAGAAGGAAUUUAUCUUCAGACAGAAGUCAUUUAUGUAA
This is a messenger RNA of Trichomonas vaginalis G3, 1083 nucleotides long. RefSeq names its product ATP binding. Lineage: Eukaryota; Parabasalia; Trichomonadida; Trichomonadidae. The coding region runs from base 1 to 1083 and encodes 360 amino acids. The record is from RefSeq and is a predicted model, not a curated record. The transcript has a single exon.